AUGGUGACGGUCAAGGAGGCUGUCAAGGACAGCCUCAUGGGUACCGAGGCUACGCAAAUGUCCGCCCAGACCAAGGCGCGGUUCACGUCCAACGCCGUCAAGGAUCCCGAGACGGGCGAGCUCUACAUGGGGCCGGAGGAGUUUAUCACAGCCAUUGUGCCCAAGAACGAGGACUUUCACAAGAUCAAGCGAGAGCAGUACUCGAUUCUCUUCCGCGUCGCGGACAUGAAGAACUGCGGACGCGUCACCCUGACCGACUGGGGUGUCUUUGAGAACCUGCUCAUGAAGCCCGACUCGGAGUACGAGAUUGCCUUUCGCCUCUUUGACGUGGAGCGCAAUGGCACCGUGCGCUACGAGGACUUUCGCCGCCUGUACGAGCUGAACAAGGGACCGGAUAACAUCCCAUUUGACUGGGACUGCGAGUGGGCCAAGCUGUACAUUGGCAGCCGCAAGAAGCGCCACAACCUCGACUACCCGCAGUUCUCGCAGAUGCUGCGCGGCCUGCAGGGCGAGCGCAUCCGCCAGGCCUUUCAGCUCUUCGACAAGGACGGCGACGGCUACAUCAACCCCGAGGACUUUGAGCGCAUCGUCGUCGAGACGGCCAAGCACAAGCUGUCAGACCACCUGCUGGAGAACCUGCACACGCUGUGCAACAUCUCGGCCGGCAGCAAGAUCUCGUACGCCAACGUGCGCGCCUUCCAGAACAUGAUGAAGGAGAUGGACCUGGUCGAGCUGAUCCUGCGCCGCGCCGUCGAGGGGUCCGCGGACGGCAAGAUCACGCGCUCCGAGUUCCUCAACGAGGCGGCCAAGAUCACCCGGUUCUCGCUCUUCACGCCCAUGGAGGCCGACAUUCUCUUCCACUUUGCCGGCCUCGACAAGCCCUCGGGCCGCCUAGGCCUGAGCGACUUUGCCAAGGUGCUAGACCCCUCGUGGAGGAACCCCAUCUACGACGCGCAGGACCAGAGCAGCACCGUAGCGGCGGCCAAGUCGGCCAGCGGCCACGUCCUGCGCAGCGUCCUCGAGUCGGCCUACAACUUUGGCCUGGGCUCCAUGGCCGGUGCGUUUGGCGCCUUUAUGGUGUACCCAAUCGACCUGGUCAAGACCCGCCUGCAGAACCAGCGCGGGGCGCAGCCCGGGCAGCGCCUGUACAAGAACUCCAUCGACUGCUUCCAAAAGGUGGUCAAGAACGAGGGCUUCCGCGGGCUGUACUCGGGCGUGCUGCCGCAGCUGGUCGGCGUGGCGCCGGAAAAGGCCAUCAAGCUGACGGUCAACGACCUGAUGCGCGGCGCCCUGGCCGACAAGACGUCGAGCCAGCUCAGCCUGGCGUCGGAAGUCAUCUCGGGUGGCACGGCUGGCGCGUGCCAAGUUGUCUUCACCAACCCCCUCGAAAUCGUCAAGAUCCGCCUGCAGGUCCAGGGUGAAAUCGCAAAGACGGUCGACGGCGCGCCGAAGCGGUCGGCCAUGUGGAUCGUGCGCAACCUCGGUCUCGUCGGCCUGUACAAGGGCGCGUCGGCGUGUCUGCUGCGCGACGUGCCCUUUUCGGCCAUCUACUUCCCGACCUACAGCCACCUGAAGAAGGACUUUUUCGGCGAGUCGCCGACCAAGAAGCUGGGCAUCCUGCAGCUCCUGACGGCCGGUGCGAUUGCGGGCAUGCCGGCCGCGUACCUGACGACGCCGUGCGACGUGAUCAAGACGCGACUCCAGGUGGAGGCGCGCAAAGGCGAGGCGCAGUACACGGACCUCCGGCACGCAGCGCGGACGAUCUGGAAGGAGGAGGGCUUCACGGCCUUCUUCAAGGGCGGGCCGGCGCGCAUCUUCCGCUCGUCGCCGCAGUUUGGCUUCACGCUCGCGGCGUACGAGCUCCUGCAGACGCUGCUCCCGAUGCCUGGUAGUAAGCAGGAGACGGCGGCGCACGUCGGCGUGGCGGAGGCGGCGUCGUCCAUCAAGGGCCAGCUGGACACGAGCCCGUUUGCGCGCAGCCGGAAUGCGCUCAAGGUGAUCCUGGACCUGGACGAGGACUUUGGCCGGAUGAAGCUGCCCAACGAGCAGGGGUGGCGGUCGCUGCCCAAGGCUGUCGGUGGUUCGAAAUAG
Molecule: messenger RNA, 2091 nt
Organism: Emericellopsis cladophorae
Lineage: Eukaryota; Fungi; Ascomycota; Sordariomycetes; Hypocreales; Bionectriaceae
Exons: 3
Coding region: 1-2091 (696 amino acids)
Biological process (GO): L-glutamate transmembrane transport; malate-aspartate shuttle; aspartate transmembrane transport
Molecular function (GO): L-glutamate transmembrane transporter activity; calcium ion binding; L-aspartate transmembrane transporter activity
Source: RefSeq, a predicted model, not a curated record